ACAACCUGAAAGAAAGAAAGAAAGAAAGAAAAAGAGCACUGAAUCAUGGGAAACAGUUUUCGAAAGCUAAGCCAAUGCUGUUCUUUCAAUGGCGCCGGAAGCCAUGAAAUGAUGAUGGCCUCUCACGUUAUGCCUCACCCCUCCGAUGAGUUCAUCGGACAUUCAUUUUGUUACGUCCGGCCCGACCCGAUCCUUCUCUCCUCCGCCGAAAACCACUCCUCGAUCAACUCUUCUUCUUCCUCCUCCUCCUCCACCAAUACAACGACGACGUUUAGCUCCAUCUCCGGAGCUUCCGUUGGCGCCAACUUAACAACGGUCCCGUUCGCGGCGGCGGUUCCAUCCCCGUUACCCGAUCGUUCCUCCACGUUCAAAAGCUCCGAGCUAGUCGCUUCCCUUACGUUACAGCCGGUGCCACGUGGCAACUCCCAUUGUUGGUCGGCACCGAUGGAUCGUGGGUUCUUGUCGAGCCCGAUUAUUGAGUUCAACAAAAGGUUGUCUGAUGGCAGUUUUAGUAAGUCAAAGAAGAAAGGUUCGUUUUCUAUCAAGAGUUUCAAGAGAGCACUAUUUUUCGUCUCGGAGAAAGAAAUUUCGUCAGCUAUAGAAACCGAAACUAACAAUCCAAGCAGUGGAAAGAGUUUGAAUGUUAAUGAUCAUGGCGAUCAAACUGAUGAGGACGACGACGAUGAUGGUGAUGGUUACCGGCUUUCAAUGAAAAGCCAGAACUUGCAAUGGGCACAAGGCAAAGCCGGUGAGGACCGAACCCAUCUCGUUGUUUCAGAAGAAGAAGGUUGGAUUUUCGUCGGAAUUUAUGAUGGUUUCAGUGGCCCUGAUGCUCCUGAUCACUUGCUUAACAAUCUCUUCCAUGCCGUCUUCGAGGUGCUUAAAGGGAUCUCAUGGAACAAUGGCAAGGCCGAAUCCGAUGAAGCAAUGGGAUUCGAUUCGAAGAAAUGGAAGUGCGAUUGCGACCGUCAAAGAUUUGAACUUUCGAUGAAUUCCACAGCGUCAAGAUUCAAACAUUCUGAUUUUCUGAAAGCACUUUCCGAGGCCUUAACCAAAACCGAAGAGACUUACUUAAAGAUGGCCGAUUUAAAACCAGAGCUACACGCAAUGGGGUCUUGUGUUUUGGUGAUGUUGAUGAAUGGAGAAGAUAUAUAUGUGAUGAAUUUGGGGGAUAGCAGAGCCAUUAUAGCACAAAAGACACAGUCUUCCAAUUUGAUCCCACACCAGCUCACAAUGGAUCACAAUUCAGAUGUUAAAGAGGAAGUUGAGAGAAUCCGGAAAGAACAUCCAGAUGAUGAUGAAGCAGUUGUUAAUGAAAGAGUGAAAGGCUACUUGAAGGUCACUCGAGCUUUUGGUGCUGGUUUUCUCAAACAGCCUAAAUGGAACGAUGCUUUGUGUGAAAUUUUCAGAAUCAAUUACGUUGGAACAUCACCAUACAUCACAUCAUCUCCUUCACUUUAUCACUAUAAACUAAGCCCCGAUGACAGAUUUUUGAUACUCUCAUCUGAUGGACUCUAUCAGUACUUAACAAAUCAACAAGUCGUUUCCCAAAUCGAAUGGUUCACCGCCUCGUUUCCUGACGGCGAUCCGGCACAACAUCUCAUCGAAGAAGUACUAAUUCGGGCCGCCGAGAAAGCUGGUCUUGAUUUCCAUGAAUUGAUUGAGAUCCCAUCAGGGGAACGGAGAAUCUACCAUGAUGAUGUUUCGGUGAUCAUUAUUUCUUUGGAAGGAAGGAUAUGGAGAUCAUCAGUAAAUAGUUUAUAAUCAUCAUUUCCUUCUAUUGUUGAU
This is a messenger RNA of Hibiscus syriacus, 1788 nucleotides long. RefSeq names its product probable protein phosphatase 2C 4. The transcript has 4 exons. NCBI's taxonomy places the organism in Eukaryota, Viridiplantae, Streptophyta, Magnoliopsida, Malvales, Malvaceae. Bases 46 to 1764 code for a protein of 572 amino acids. Gene Ontology annotation, molecular function: protein serine/threonine phosphatase activity. Gene Ontology annotation, biological process: protein dephosphorylation. The record is from RefSeq and is a predicted model, not a curated record.